AUGAUCUGUUUUCGUCUCUCAUUCAUUGAGACUGCCCUCUCAUCUCAACAUGUCAUGUCUCGCUAUGUUUCAGGCGCCCAGCGCUCGCCGAAAUUGCCCGAGCCGGGUUUCUAUGCAUCCGGGCAGUCGCUUGCGUCCAAUAUCACCAGAUAUCGGUAUGAGAAUGGGAGGCGGUAUCAUGCUUACCGAGAUGGAAGCUACUACGCCCCCAAUGAUGAGACGUAUUCCAACUACGAGACGAUCGUACACCACCUGUGGCUCCUAACCCUCGACGACAAGCUCUUCCUCGCCCCGAUCGAAAACCCACAAUUGGUCCUCGACGUAGGAACCGGCACCGGCCUAUGGGCUGUCGACAUGGCCGACUACUUCCCAGGCGCCGAAAUAAUCGGCACCGACCUCUCCCCCACGCAAACCACGACCGCACCCCCCAACAUCCGCUUCGAAGUCGACGACGCCUGCAGCGAGUGGACGUACCCCGCCUCGUACUUCGACUUCGUGCACGUGCGCGGCCUCACCGGCUGCAUCCGCGACUGGCCGUACCUGUACUCGCAAUGCUACAAGCACCUGAAGCCGGGCGGCUGGUUCGAGCACCUCGAGUUCUCGGUCCAGACGAACGCGAACCCGGCGAGUGACGUGUACGCGGACAAGAUGUACACGGCGUUCUCGAGCAGCAUUCUGAAUGUCGGCGAGGCGCAUACGGGGAUGACGUUCCGCACGGUCGAGUACAUGAAGGGGUUCAUGGUGGGGGCCGGGUUUGUGGAUGUGGAGGAGCGGAAGUUUGUGUGGCCGAUUGGGCCGUGGCCGAAGGAUGCGAAGCUGAAGGAUUUGGGGCGGUGGGGGGAGCGGAAUUGGGCGGAGGGCGUGGAGGGUUGGGUUAUGGCGCUUUAUACGAGGGUUUUGGGCUGGACCUACCAACAAGUCCAGCAAUUCGUCGCGGAUUUCCGAUCCGUGAUCAAGGACCGCAAGAACCACUACUGGCACGAAGUCCGCUGCGUCUACGGCCGCAAGCCCUUCCCGCACGAGAUACCUGCCACCUCAUCCGCGGAACAGCCCUCAGCUGCGGAGCCCAUGCAGACGCAAUAGGAUGCGAUCAGCAGCGACAGGCGGGAUUUCCCUGAACUACACGAAAGAGACGACCGGGGGGAAAAAGGAGGCUUUUUGUUGUUCACGUUUCGAAGUAUUUGGAUGCUAGGCGGCUCUUUGUGCAAUCUCGACUCACAUUUCAGCUUUGUUCGAGCGGCGUUUUUGUUACUAAAGAGAGGCGAAAGGCGGAAAUCUGUGGAUAUUAAUUAGUAGACACCCAGAAGAUACCCAGCCAACUGGACAAUAGCGAUU
Messenger RNA from Trematosphaeria pertusa, 1335 nucleotides. Its product is annotated as S-adenosyl-L-methionine-dependent methyltransferase. The record is from RefSeq and is a predicted model, not a curated record. Gene Ontology annotation, molecular function: methyltransferase activity. The coding region runs from base 1 to 1083 and encodes 360 amino acids. Lineage: Eukaryota; Fungi; Ascomycota; Dothideomycetes; Pleosporales; Trematosphaeriaceae. The transcript has 6 exons.